Xylona heveae TC161 is the source of this 1674-nucleotide messenger RNA. RefSeq lists its product as hypothetical. Gene Ontology annotation, molecular function: amino acid transmembrane transporter activity. Lineage: Eukaryota; Fungi; Ascomycota; Xylonomycetes; Xylonales; Xylonaceae. Gene Ontology annotation, biological process: amino acid transmembrane transport. Gene Ontology annotation, cellular component: membrane. The transcript has 20 exons. Bases 1 to 1674 code for a protein of 557 amino acids. The record is from RefSeq and is a predicted model, not a curated record.
AUGGCAGAAGUACCUUACGACCAGAAGGAGAAGACGUUGACGCAGAACGAUGCCAAUGAGAUUUCUGUUGCAUAUGGUUCGAUGGAGGAGAGCGAUUCAAGAAAAGAUGCUCCUUCAGAAAACGGCCUCCAUCGUUCGCUCAAGCCCCGUCACUUGCAGAUGAUUGCAAUCGGAGGUGUCAUUGGAACGGGUCUCUUCUUGGGAACCGGUGGUGAUCUUCAACAUGGCGGCCCUGCUGGUUUACUGCUGGGUUAUGCCGUAAUGGCAUCUGUACUAUUCUCGGUCAUGGUUGCCUUGGGUGAGAUGGUCUCCUGGUUUCCCAUUCCAGGUGGCCAGUUCGCUUUGGCUGGCCGGUUUAUGUCUCCGGAAUUAGGUUUUGCUAUGGGAGUUUUGUACUGGUACAACUAUAUCAUUGUCCUUCCUGCUGAAAUAUCUGCGGCCUCGGUCUUAAUUACCUACUGGACCCCCGCUGGAGUUUCUGGCUCGACAUGUACCACUGGCAUAUGUAACAAUGCUAUGUGGGUUGGACUCAUGCUCAUUGUGGUGUGGGCAAUCAAUCUUGCGGGAACUCGUGUGUUUGGCGAGAUGGAAUUCUGGUUUGCCUCUAUCAAGGUUAUCACUAUUAUCGGUCUUAUCAUCGCGGGCAUUGUUAUCACAGCUGGCGGUGGACCAAACCAUGAGAGUAUUGGGUUCAGAUACUGGAACGAGACUGGAGGAUUUGUACAAUAUUCGGGAAUAGCCGGUUCAAAGGGACGCUUCUUAGGCUUCUUCAGCACGUUGGUUAAUGCCGCCUUUGCUUUCAUUGGCACCGAGAUUACUGCUAUAAGUGCCGCUGAGACUGCCAACCCGCGACUAAAUGUCCCACGUGCAAUCAAGAGUGUUUGGAUCAGACUUAUGAUAUUCUACGUUUUGAGUGUCUUCGUGGUUGGCUUGCUGGUCUCGCCUUCUGAUCCUUCUCUUGAUCUCGGAAAAGCUGCUGCCAAAAGUCCUUUUGUCAUUGCAAUCAAGAAUGCCGGAAUUCCAGUGCUGCCCUCCAUCAUCAAUGCCGCUCUUCUCACCAGUGCAUGGUCCGCUGGCUGCGCCGAUAUGUUUGUCUCGUCGCGCACCCUCUAUGGUCUCGCUUGCCGUGGCCAUGGCCCUAAAUUCCUUCUGAAGACCAGAAAGUCGGAUGGCCUUCCCUGGGUUUGCGUGAUGAUUUCUAUGGCCUUUUCAUUACUCUCAUUCAUGGCGGCAGAUCAGAAGGGCAAGGCUGGCACAGUUUUCGGCUACUUCUCAAACAUGACGGCCAUUUGUGGUAUGAUCUCAUGGGCCUGCAUCUUGGCGACUAGCAUCCGUUUUCAGAAGGCUUUGAAGUUUCACGGCGUUGACCGCAAGACUCUUCCUUACACGGCUCCCUUCCAGCCGUACCUCAGUUACUAUGCAAUGGCAUUUUGCGUGAUAGUCAUAAUAUUUGGUGGCUUCAGUUCUUUCAUUCAUUCCUUUGACACCUCCUCAUUUAUCACCACUUACUUCCCAAUUCCCUUCUUUAUCGUUCUAUUAGUUGGUUACAAAUUGUACCACAAGACGAAGGUUAUCAAGAUUGAGGACUUUGACCUUGUUACUGGUUCUUCUACCGCCAUGAUCGAAGAGUCUAAGCCCAAAUCCUUUUGGAAGAAGAUUUCUGAAAACGUGUAA